Mauremys mutica (yellowpond turtle) is the source of this 2551-nucleotide messenger RNA. Its product is annotated as cdc42-interacting protein 4-like. Gene Ontology annotation, biological process: signal transduction. The coding region runs from base 26 to 1771 and encodes 581 amino acids. Lineage: Eukaryota; Metazoa; Chordata; Testudines; Geoemydidae. The transcript is spliced from 13 exons. The record is from RefSeq and is a predicted model, not a curated record. Gene Ontology annotation, molecular function: protein binding.
CUGGUAACAUCUUGCAAUCUUCCCUAUGCAGGGAACCCCCUGCCCUUGUUUCCCAGGAAGCCUCCACUCUCCUAUGGGUUUUUUUUCCUUUCUCAUUUGCAGGAAUCUGGUGAAAAAGUAUCUUCCGAAACAGAACACAAGAGAAGAUCCAGAAUCCAAGUUCUGCCAGUACCAGGCCUUCCUGCAGGUGGUGAAGGAGCUCAAUGACUUUGCCGGGCAGAGGGAGGUGGUGGCGGAGAACCUGAUGACGCAGAUCUGUGUGAAGCUCUCUAAGCAUGCCCAGGAGCUCAAGCAGGAGAGGAAAUUGCACUUCCAUAAGGGCCGGCGAGCCCAGCAGCAUCUAGAAAACUCCUUCAAGCAACUGGAAAACAGCAAGCGCAAGUUCAAGCAGGACUGCAGGGAGGCGGAGAAAGCCAUGCUGGUGGCCGAGAAGCUCGACCAAGACCUCAAUGCCACCAAGGCAGACGUGGAGAAGGCGAAGCAGCAGGCCAAUCUGCUCAGUCACUUGGCGGAGGAGAGCAAGAACGAAUACGCCUCCUUCCUGCAGAAAUUCAACCAGGACCAGAGCCAGUUCUACUUUCUGGAGAUGCCGCAGAUCUUCAACAAUCUGCAGGAGAUGGACGAAAGGCGGACGGUGCGGCUGAAGGAAGGCUACGGCAUCUUCUCCGAGACUGAGCGGCAGGUCAUGCCUAUCAUUGGCAAGUGCCUAGACGGCAUGAAGGCAGCAGCUGACUCAGUGAACAAGAAGAACGACUCCCAGGUGCUGAUCGAGUUACACAAGUCUGGCUUCGAGAGGCCGGGAGACGUGGACUUCGAAGACUUCAGCCAGCCUAUCAACCGCACCUCUUCGUACAGGAGCCUGGGGACGCCCCGGGGCACCCUGGAUGGCCGGCUGGACCCCCGCCUGCUGGGCAAGAACAAAGGCAAGCGCUGGCUCUUCAGCAAGAAGAAUAAGCUCCCGCCCCCUCCCCUCUCCCCAGUGAUCUCUGCCCCGCUUCCUUCCUCCUCGUCUGCCACCAACGGACCUCCAUCCCCCAAAUUCACCCGGGACCCUCUCUCUUACUGUCUGAAUGAGAUCAAUAAGACAGUCAAACCCCACAUCGCCUCCUUCCGCCACCUCAAACGGAGGCCUGUGAUCACGGAAGAUUUCAGCCACUUGCCGCCAGAGCAGAGAAGGAAAAAGCUGCAGCAGAAGAUCGAGGAGAGGAACCGGGAGCUGCAGAAGGAAAUCAACCAGAGAGAUGCCUUAAACAAGAUGAAGGACGUGUACCAGAAGACGCCCCAUAUGGGCGUCCCUGCUAGCCUGGAGCCAAAGAUCUCUGAGACCCUCAGCAACAUCGAGAAGUUGCACCUAGAAAUCCAGAAGUACAAGUCGUGGCUGGCCGAAGCCAAGAGCCGAAUGCUGAGUAACCGGCCGGACAACACCCUGAGAUACAGCCGCCACCUGGACCCCACCACCACCCUGAACAACAACGGCUCCCACGAGAAGGGCAGCCCUGAUGCCACCCACUCCAACGACAGCCAGGAUGCCCUGAACCAGCCGAUCUACACGGAGUUUGAUGAGGACUUCGAGGACCUGGCCUCGCCCAUCGGCACCUGUGUGGCCAUGUACCAGUUUGAAGGUUCCAGCGAGGGCACCAUCUCCAUGACGGAGGGGGAGGAGCUGAGCCUGAUGGAGGAGGACAAAGGCGAUGGCUGGACCUGGGUGCGGAGGAGCAAAGGCGGCGAGGGCUACGUGCCAACAUCCUACCUGCGGGUCACCCUGAACUGAGCAGAUCCUGUCUCCCCUCUGGUUCUGAGAAGUGGGUCUGGGGGUCGCUGUGCCGGAGCCCAUAGAAUGUAUUUCCACUGCAGCCUGGUGCCUUUUACACUUUAUGUAAACAGUUGAUCCCCCCCACCCCCCUUCCUGUGCAGUUUUUAAGUUUAUAAAAACGAUACAGACUCUGGCGCUGAGGCCUCGGUUUGUUUCGGACGUGGGAGGGGAGCAGAGCGGUUGGUCUGUGUUCCGGUAACACUUCUCCCACCCUGCUCUUAGGGAGAGGGGUGCGGUUGGUUGUGUAUAUUACCAUCAUGUCUAGAAGUGCCCCCAGCUGAGAGCAGGACUCCACUGUGGUGGCCUGGGCCAGACCUCCAGGCCUUGUCUUCACUAAGACGAGGUCUACACCAGAGCCCUAUGUCAAUAGGGGGGUUGAAAACUCCACCCCCUGAGCAAUGCAGUUGUACCGACUUAUCCCCCUGUGUACACAGCACGAUGCUGAUGGGAGAAACUCUCCCAUCAAUGUGGCCACCGCCUCUGGGGACGGAGGGUUAACUACGCUGCCGAGAGCAGCUCCCCUGCCGGCAAAGUAGCAUUUUCGCUCUAGUAUGACGGUGGGGCGGCUGUACUGUGAAGACAAACCCUGAGGGAUUCGAAUACACGUGAAGACGCUCUAGGGUGGCCGAGGAAGGGUGUAGUUUUUACACGCGCGAGCAAGUCGAGCUACAAACUGUGAAGGGGCUUAAGGUCUCCUUGAGGCUACGCCCAGUCUUCACCGGAACGUUGCCUUGUGUC